This is a messenger RNA of Rhea pennata, 2692 nucleotides long. It is a transcript of the gene FLVCR2, whose product is annotated as FLVCR choline and putative heme transporter 2. Gene Ontology annotation, molecular function: heme binding; heme transmembrane transporter activity. Gene Ontology annotation, cellular component: membrane. The transcript has 10 exons. Gene Ontology annotation, biological process: transmembrane transport; heme export. Bases 92 to 1276 code for a protein of 394 amino acids. Lineage: Eukaryota; Metazoa; Chordata; Aves; Rheiformes; Rheidae. The record is from RefSeq and is a predicted model, not a curated record.
CAACGCCUUCCAGUGGAUCCAGUACAGCAGCAUCAACAACGUCUUCACGCGCUUCUACGGCGUGAGCACCUUCGCCAUCGACUGGCUCUCCAUGAGCUACAUGCUCACCUACAUCCCCCUGCUCUUCCCCGUCGCCUGGCUGCUGGACCGGCGCGGCCUGCGCCCCAUCGCCCUCGCCGGCUCGGCCCUCAACGCCCUGGGCGCCUGGGUGAAGCUGGGCAGCCUGAGGCCGCAGCUCUUCCCCGUCACCGUCCUGGGGCAGGUCGUCUGCUCCGUGGCGCAGGUCUUCAUCCUGGGCAUGCCCUCGCGCAUCGCCUCCGUCUGGUUCGGCUCCCGCGAGGUCUCCACCGCCUGCUCCGUCGCCGUCUUCGGGAACCAGCUUGGCAUUGCUCUGGGCUUUCUGGUCCCUCCAGUUCUGGUUCCCAACGUGGAAGAUGAGGAGAAACUGGCCUACCACAUCAGCAUCAUGUUCUUCAUGACAGCAGGUGUGGCAACCGCCCUCUUCAUCCUAGUUGUCAUAGUCUUUAGAGAGAAGCCUCCACACCCUCCAAGCCGAGCUCAGGCCUUGAUCCAGUCAAGACCGCCGGAGGAGUAUUCCUAUGUGCAAUCAAUCCUCCGCCUGCUCCGCAAUAUCAACUUUAUGCUGCUUGUGGUCACUUACGGUUUGAAUGCAGGGUGCUUCUACUCCCUGUCCACUCUGCUGAACCGCAUGGUGAUCCACCACUACCCAGGGGAGGAGGUGAAUGCUGGCAGGAUUGGACUCACCAUUGUACUGUCGGGCAUGGUUGGGGCCCUCAUCUCCGGCAUCUGGUUGGAUAGAACCAAAACCUACAAACAAACAACGCUAGUGGUUUAUAUCAUGUCUCUGGUGGGAAUGGUUGUCUACACCUUCACUCUGAGUCUAGGUCUCCUCUGGGUGGUCUUUGUGACUGCAGGCGUGCUGGGGUUAUUCAUGACAGGGUACCUUCCCCUGGGUUUUGAGUUUGCUGCAGAGUUAACAUAUCCAGAAUCGGAAGGAACAUCAUCAGGGCUCCUUAAUGUCUCAGCACAGAUCUUUGGUAUUGCUUUCACCAUCAGCCAAGGAAAGAUCAUGGAUCACUUUGGGACAAAGGCAGGAAACCUCUUUCUUUGUUCUUUCCUGUUCCUGGGAACCAUCAUGACAGUAUUCAUUAAGGCUGAUCUCCGAAGACAGCAGGCGAAUUUGGAAAGUGAACAGGCAAAAGCGAUGCCUGAAGCCUGUACUGAUUCCAUAGUCCUUGAAGAAACAAAGCUGUGAAAAGGGAGGGGUCACAGAGCUGGGAAAUGCACUCUCCUCCCCAUUCCCACCUUUGCCACCUAAGCCAUUCUCCUGUCAUGGCUGCAGUAUGGCAGUGGGCAGCCUCAGGGCAGGAGCCCAGUGAACCCCUUGCAAAGUGUGGGAAAGAGCAAAACAAGAAGAAAGUUGCUCUCUUCAGUUACACCUCUGCAUCUUGCUCUUUUGGAGACCUUACUGCUUGAAGCAAAACUUGUGGAAAGCCACCCUUUCCCCCCCUCACCAACUCGUCUGUGCUUGCAAGAAGCAUAUGUGCUCAGAAAAGCAAGGCUGCAUUUGCAGAUUAGCUCUGAGCACAUGCAGGCAAGAUGAUGCCCUGUACCUGGCCUGUGUUUCCUCUCACAGAGAAGCUGUAAUAUUAAAUGCAGAAGCUGGACCCUGCUUGCUUUGUGAGCAACCUUCAAAGAGUUGUGAUCUGUCUGUGAAGAAUUGAUUGCUCUGCCUCAGUGCCUGUGAUGCUCUCCACGUAGCAGAGGUGACGGUAGCGCCUCAACACAUCUCCAGCCAGGGCAAAGCAGUGUAUCUGCUGCUUCUAGCUCCAGUUUCUGUAUAUGGCCAUCCCUGUUGCAACACUAUGUGGAUAAACCUCUAUUUAGAAUUCAUUUAGGUUGCCCUGAUGUUCCUAUCUAUUAGGAGUAAUUGAGAGAAAACAGUAUGCAUCCUGGGUGGACUCCAGCUCUCAUGCUGCCUAGAGGCAAGGUCUAGCUCCGGGGUUUAUGUUGAAUCCACAGCCUGAAUCUGCCCAGUGCACCGCACUAGCAGCAAGAGUCAAACCACAGCUCCCUGGGGCUAAGGACCACUAAUGAUAAAGUACCUUUUGGCGUGUUUUAAUACCACAUAAAAUCUUUUGUGAAGCCCUAUAUUGGGAUAGCCAACCAGGAUUGCAUUGCUUUGCAGUACCACAGUGAGGUGGUUGGGUCAGGCGGGAAUGAAGAUUUGCUCCAGUGUGAAAGCCUCCCAUGUUAUGACAGGCAACAGGAAAAAUAGCCCUCUUACCAGCAUCUGUGUCUUGCAGACACUUCCCUGCUGUAUGCUGUUAUUUCCUGAUCACAGUAAUACUUUAUAUCCCUUCUCCUUCCUUUUCAGUCACUGCCCUAGUGGAGACAUUAAGUGUCCUUAUACUCUUUAAAUAAUGCAAUUGUGCACAAAUAAUUUUGAAAAAAUAAAUGUUGAAGUAGAUGAAAAUAGCUUUCUUGGACAUACCAUUUUUAACAAAACCUUUCUUGUAAAAUUACACUUCUGAUAUUUAAAACAAUUAAAUUUCCAUAUUUGAUAGUUUGGGAUAGAACACUGGGGUGGGCCUUAAAAUGUUUUUUAAAUAAAGAUUUUUUUUCAAGUGUAUGAGUGAAACAUGUAACUUUCUCAUAUUAAAUAGUUUAA